Messenger RNA from Prunus dulcis (almond), 3424 nucleotides. RefSeq lists its product as uncharacterized. The transcript has 19 exons. Gene Ontology annotation, cellular component: mitochondrial inner membrane. The coding region runs from base 170 to 2908 and encodes 912 amino acids. The record is from RefSeq and is a predicted model, not a curated record. NCBI's taxonomy places the organism in Eukaryota, Viridiplantae, Streptophyta, Magnoliopsida, Rosales, Rosaceae. Gene Ontology annotation, biological process: intracellular monoatomic cation homeostasis.
GUCACGUCACUCUUGCUUUCUCUGUACACAAACAACCCAGACAGCCCACACACCAAGCCUAAAGCCUAAGCCUUCCCCAAAAAAAUUCUUUGCUUUUCGCUCCAUUUUCCCUGUGCUUUUCUCGCCAACCAAGCAGAUUUUCCGACCAGUUUUAUCUCCUAGCUUGUACAUGGCCACUAAAUUGUGCCACAACGGCUUUCUAUCACCAAGCUCUUCAAAUCCAUGGCAUUCGCGGAUGCCGGCUAGAAAAUAUUAUUCUGGAAAUAAGGUGGUUGAUUUGGACCAUCUAUUAAGUAACUGGGGUUAUUCAAGGAAGAGAUGCUUUAUAAGACUUGCUUUGUUAGAGCACAAUAAUGGUUACAGUCUUAAUCUCCGAGCAGUGGGACAUAGGAAAUGCUAUCUAAACUUUCGAAAAGCAAGGAGGAUGGUUAACCUAGUUCCGCUUGCAUCUGCUGAUGAUGGUGUCACAGUCAACGGGAGUCCUCAAGCAAGUACCAGUAGGGAUGUUGAGGCCAUAAAGGUCAAACUUAAUCAAUCACUUAAUGGUGAAGAUUCUAGCGAUGGACUUGUCCAAUUUUUACAUGAAGCAGCCAGGGUUUUUGAGUUAGCAAUUAAGGAACAGGGUUCAUUCUCAAAGUUAUCUUGGUUUUCAACUGCAUGGCUUAGUGUAGACAAAAACGCCUGGGUCAAAGCACUGUGUUAUCAGGCUUCAGUGUAUUCCUUAUUGCAAGCUGCAAGCGAGAUUGCAUCCCGAGGGGAUGGUAGAGACAGAGAUAUAAAUGUUUUUGUCCAAAGGAGUUUAUUACGACAAUCUGCUUCCCUUGAGAGCUUAAUCCGGGAUCAACUAUCAGCCAAGCAACCUGAAGCUUAUGAGUGGUUUUUCUCUGAGCAAGUUCCAUUGGUGGUAACAUCCUUUGUUAAUUAUUUUGAAGGGGACUCUCGCUUUACUGCUGCAACUAUUGCGUCUAGGAAGGGAACACUCUUGGGGUCUAGCAACACAAGUGACAUAUCUCUCCUCAUGCUUGCACUGACAUGCAAUGCGGCAAUUACAAAGCUUGGGCAAGCAAAAGUAUCUUGCCCUCAAUUCUUUUCAACAAUUCCUGAUAUAACUGGCAGAUUGAUGGACAUGCUGGUUGAUUUUAUUCCUAUACGCCAGGCUUAUCUUUCUGUAAAGGAUAUUGGUCUGCGCAGAGAGUUCCUUGUUCAUUUUGGUCCUCGAGCUGCAACAUGUAGAGUGAAAAAUGAUCGAGGUUCAGAAGAAGUUGUUUUCUGGGUGGAUCUUGUACAGAUGCAGUUACAGCGAGCUAUAGAUAGGGAGAGAAUAUGGUCAAGACUUACAACCUCUGAAAGUAUUGAGGUAUUGGAGAGGGAUCUGGCUAUAUUUGGAUUCUUUAUUGCCUUGGGUAGAAGCUCUCAAUCCUUUCUAUCAGCAAAUGGAUUUGAUGUUUUAGAUGAACCACUUGGAGGCUUUGUUAGGUUCCUGAUUGGGGGCAGCAUCUUAUACUAUCCUCAGCUUUCAUCAAUAAGUUCCUAUCAAUUGUAUGUAGAGGUAGUCUGUGAAGAGCUGGACUGGCUUUCAUUUUAUCCUGGCAAUUCAGGCACCCCUAAACAGUCUCAUGGGCAUAAAAGUAAAUGGGAAGGACCUCCCAAUGCAGAAGCAAUCCCCCAGGUCCUAGAAGUAUGUCUUCAUUGGAUGCAGAGUUUUAUCAAAUACAGUAAAUGGCUGGAGAGCCCUUCUAAUGUUAAGGCAGCGAGAUUCUUGUCUAGAGGGCACAACAAAUUAGUGGAGUGUAUGGAAGAACGGGGUUUAUUGAAGAAUGAAAAGAUGAAAAGCUAUUCCGAUAACACUGUUGAGAGGACUAGAUCUGGAACUCGUCCACCAACUGAGAAAGAAUUGGAUUCUUUUGACAGGGCCUUGGAGAGUGUUGAAGAAGCGGUGAUAAGACUAGAAAAGUUGCUUCAGGAUUUGCAUGUGUCAAGUUCUAACUCAGGAAAAGAGCAUAUAAAAGCUGCUUGUUCUGACCUUGAGAAGAUAAGGAAGCUCAAGAAAGAGGCUGAAUUUUUGGAGGCGUCCUUUAGAACCAAAGCAGCUUCCCUUAAGGAGGAAGGUAAUCGCUCCCGGUCUUCUAUUAACAAGCAGCAACAGUUCCUUAUAGGGAAAAACAGAAAGAAUGGUAACAAAAUGAUUGAUGGGGGCAACAGAGCUUCCAGUAACUCUCGCGGAUUGUGGAGCUCCUUUAUGCGCCCUCCAACCAGAAAGUCCAAUCCUGAGUUGAUCGUGGAAGAACCUGAUAAUGAAUUUGUUGAGCAGACUGCUUCAAAUAUUGAUUUUGAAGACCCAGAAUCAACUAAAAUCCAGCGUUUUGAACUUUUAAGGAAUGAGCUGAUAGAACUUGAAAAGCGGGUGCAAAGGAGUGCUGAUCAAUCAGAAAAUGAGGAUAUUAAGCCUGCUGAUGAUAGUUCUACGUAUGAGGAUGACAUUGGAGCUACUCAACUAGUCCAAGUUCAGAAGAAAGAGAAUAUCAUUGAAAAAUCGUUUGACAAGCUAAAAGAAGCUAGCACGGAUGUGUGGCAAGGAACUCAAUUGCUAGCUAUUGACACUGCUGCUGCUACGGGGUUGCUUAGAAGGGUCUUGAUUGGAGAUGAACUGACAGAAAAAGAAAAGAAAAUUUUGCGAAGAACUCUGACCGACUUAGCAUCAGUUUUUCCUAUUGGUGUCUUAAUGCUUCUUCCUGUCACUGCUGUUGGACAUGCAGCUAUGUUGGCUGCUAUUCAGAGAUAUGUACCAGCUCUGAUACCAUCGACCUAUGGACCAGAAAGAUUGGAUCUCUUGAGGCAGGUUGAGAAACUGAAGGAAAUGGAAAGCAGUGAAGACAGUUCCAACGAAAGCAUGGAGGAACUAGCUUGAGUAGAAGCAAUGCUGAUUAUGUACAGUUGUCCAUACUCAAAAUAAAUUUUCGAAUCCGAGGCACUCCGGGUAGGCACCAGUGGCUGCAAUCUUGUGGAGCAUCGGCUGGGGUCCCUGGCUCACGAUACUUUGAAGGGUGACCAUCCUUCCUGAACUCUGUUAGAUAUGUGAUGUUUAAGAACUGGACCUUCCAGUUUUCAUAUUCCAUCUGUUUGAUUGAUUCAGAUAUGUAUAGAUUAUUCACUGGGUCAGCUUCAAGAUUUUUGUAGUCUGUUUCUGGCUCCAAAUAGGGAUCGCAAAGUCCCCCUUCGUUCCAUGUCCCGUUCCUGCAAUUUACAUGUUAAAACCUCUUAGACUCAUUAAUUAUCAAUUCCUUAAUUUAGGCCAUGCAUGGUGGCAACUGUUAAGGAAUAGAAAGUUGUAAAGUCACCAAACUACACUGACUGCAUUUCAUUCUUUUGGGAUCCAUAGUGUUGAAGAAUGUAAAUGGAAAAUUUUCGUCCUCGACUUUAACUA